CCCACAACACUUUGUGUUUUCAAAAUGGCGUCCCUCAUAGCUGACUGAGUUUAGCAAUCAAAAUUGAAGAAACAGUGCAACAUAUUACGCUUUAAAUACAUUAUUUCCGGUGAGAGAAUGAAACUAAUGCGUAUUACGGCGAAACACGUCCAGAGUAGUUAUUUUAACAAAAGUCUCCGUCGUUACCUGGGCUCGUCUUGUGUUGACUUGACAGCCGCCGGGGUCCCGACCGUGGUGGUGGGGUCAAGCCGGGAACUGGUGCGGAGACUUGGGUCACAGGUGGAGGUGAGGACGGCCUUUAUCACCGAGGAGGAGGAGGGUGCUUUUCUGCGGGAACUGGAACCUGGUUUGAAGAAGAAACGAUACGAAUUCGACCACUGGGACGACGCUAUUCAUGGAUACAGAGAAACCGAGCGUACGACAUGGGGGCCAGCAUGUCAGAACAUCUUGAAUCGUGUCCGAUCUGUCGCGUUUGAGGCCGGCAGUUCUCUUCUCGGGCCUGUACACGUCCUAGACCUGGACAAGGCGGGCUACAUCAAACCUCACAUUGAUAGCGUGAAGUUCUGUGGCAGCACCAUCACAGGGUUGAGUCUCCUCUCAGAUUGCGUCAUGCGCCUGGUUAAAGACGAUGCCCCCAGUGAGUGGUUGGACCUGCUGCUGCCCCGACGUUCCCUCUACAUUCUCAGGAACCAGGCAAGGUAUGACUUCACUCACGAGAUCCUUAAAGAUGAAGAGUCUGUGUUUAACGGACAGAAAGUGCCUCGGCAGCGACGGAUUUCGGUUAUUUGUCGGAACCUUCCGGGUUAAAACCUACAAACAGAUCACCUGGGAUGUUGGUACCACUUUAACUUAUUAAAACUGAUGUCCUGUUUUAUAGACAUCUGAAAACAGAACUUUUAUUACAGGAAGUAUUGCGGUUCAUAUUUUCAUGGAUCGUAAACAGACUCCUUCACGAUUAAAAGAUUAAUCUAAUAUGAAAAUGUUGUUGAUUCUGUGU
This is a messenger RNA of Doryrhamphus excisus (bluestripe pipefish), 997 nucleotides long. RefSeq names its product alkB homolog 7, RNA demethylase (gene alkbh7). Gene Ontology annotation, biological process: fatty acid metabolic process; DNA damage response. Gene Ontology annotation, cellular component: mitochondrial matrix. The record is from RefSeq and is a predicted model, not a curated record. Lineage: Eukaryota; Metazoa; Chordata; Actinopteri; Syngnathiformes; Syngnathidae.